AUGAAGACCUCAGUUAUCCUCGCGCUUUGGACUACCUUGGUGGCUCAGGGGCUCACAGCACCAGUAGCUCGUGCCAACACUGGAUCCCUCGUGGCGCGUGGCGACGAUGCUGAUGAUGCUUAUCACACUAUAACGCCGCAUGAAAAGAGAGGGGAUGAUGCUGAUGAUGCCUACCACACCAUUACUCCCCACGAAAGGCGGGGAGACGAUGCGGAUGACGCUUACCAUACCAUUACUCCUCAUGAGAGACGUGGCGACGAUGCUGAUGAUGCCUACCAUACAAUUACGCCACAUGAGAAAAAGAAGCGCGGCGAUGACGCUGACGACGCUUACCACACAAUCACACCGCAUGAGAAUAAGAAGCGUGGUGAUGAUGCUGAUGACGCCUACCAUACUAUAACGCCGCAUAACGAGAAGAGAGGAGAUGACGCCGAUGAUGCUUACCACACCAUCACCCCGCAUGAGAAGAAAGAGUAA
Messenger RNA from Annulohypoxylon truncatum, 477 nucleotides. RefSeq lists its product as uncharacterized. The coding region runs from base 1 to 477 and encodes 158 amino acids. The transcript is spliced from 6 exons. Lineage: Eukaryota; Fungi; Ascomycota; Sordariomycetes; Xylariales; Hypoxylaceae. The record is from RefSeq and is a predicted model, not a curated record.